Messenger RNA from Caenorhabditis sp. 36 PRJEB53466, 1209 nucleotides. NCBI's taxonomy places the organism in Eukaryota, Metazoa, Nematoda, Chromadorea, Rhabditida, Rhabditidae. The record is from the annotation of a GenBank genome assembly.
AUGGCAGCUGAAGGACCUAUCGCUUCAUUCCCAAUGGAUAAAGUGGUAAUUUGAUGCUCUUAACUGUAAUAUCAGACAAAGUAGUAUGCCUUGCAGGCCGCCGAGGAGGAAAUCGCUCUUUUGGUCCGCAAACCAGGAUUCGACGAGCUUACACCGUCUGAUAUUCUUCGACACAUGAAUGUAACACCAGGGAGCAGAAAAAUACAAAUAUGUAUUCGUUUUCAGAAUCGCUUCAACAUUAAUUUCGACUCGUUCAAGAUGCAAAUUAAGAGAAUGGUCAUGGAGGAAAUUAAGAAGAGAAAUGAAGAGAACGGAAGCUCGGAUAGCUCGAGUGAAGACGAAAACGACAGCGACAGUGAUAGUAGUGACGAUGAGAAAAGGUCGAAGCCCGAAGAGAAAAUCGCAACUGUCGAUACAGUAGAGGAGGAGACGAAGAAUAACGUGAAGGUCAAUGAAGUUCCUAAAAGCAACGCGGAUACUUCUGAUUCGGACGAUGGUAUUGUGGAUGAUGAGCCAAAAAAGAAAAGAGGCAGAAAAAGUGCCGCGCAACUGGUUGGAGACAUGAUCUCGAAUGUGAAGUCAUCUAGACGCGCGGCAGCCUCCAAUGCUAUAAAACAGAUUCGUAACACUUCGGCUGGUGGCAGAUUCCAAUCGUCGAAGAACAAGAAACCGAAAGAUCCGAACGAGGACAACUCGGGACGAUUUGGCAGAAUGACGAAGCUGUGCUACAUCAGUCCAGAACUGCAACAGGUGACCGGCGACCAGUACAUGAAGCGUUGCGACGUCGUCAAGUCCUUGUGGGAUUACAUCAAAGAGAACGAUCUGAAAGAUCCAAAAGCCAAACAGUUUGUUCUUUGCAACGACGUUCUCGAGUCGAUUUUCAAGAAGAAACGCGUGAAGGGCUUCGGAAUGGUCAAAUAUCUAACGAGACACAUCAUCGGACCGAGCGACAUGCCCGCUGAUAUUAGAGCUGAAAGCGAGCGCGAGAUGGAGAAGCGCAAGGCCGCUUGGCUGGUGGGUCAUUCAAAUUGAGAUUCUCGAAGAGUUGUUUCUUUUUAGGCCAGAAAGCGGCAGCGUGAGGAAGCAGAGAUGGCUGACGAUGCCGCUGGCGACGGCCCUUCAACAAAGAAAUCGAAAGAAGAAGUCGAGGACGAUGACGACGACGACAAUGAUGACAAUGAGGAAGGACAGUCGUCGGACAGCGACUAA